Entrophospora sp. SA101 is the source of this 807-nucleotide messenger RNA. The record is from the annotation of a GenBank genome assembly. NCBI's taxonomy places the organism in Eukaryota, Fungi, Glomeromycota, Glomeromycetes, Entrophosporales, Entrophosporaceae.
AUGACACCAAUACUAUCAACAAUAUAUUCAACAUUUAAAUCAUCAACAACACCAAAUAUAAUAUCAUCAAUAAACACAAAAAUGUCAUCAACAAUACAUCAAUGCGAUGAAAUGUCUUAUAUAUACGAAACAACUUUACAAAAAUUUAACAACUAUCAUGAACGAGAGAAAAGUUUAAGGAAGUUCGUGUUGCUUCAAGACGAUAUAAAGAAAGAAGAAGAAACUUGGUUGGAUGCUUGUUUAGAUAAUGCUAGUUUAGACGAAUACGAUGAUGGUUAUGUUUAUGUAAUUAAACCUAAUGAUGGCGAUCAACAAAUAAUCGGUGAAGUUGGAGGUGUUGUAGUGGCAGGAGAAAAAGAAGAAAAAGAACCAAUAAUUAACUAUAGAGAUGAAAUAAUAAUACCUAAUGAUCUAUUUUUAGAAGAAUCCAAGAUUAAUAGUAAUAUUAACAGUAAAAUUGGCAAUAAUAAUAUCAUUAGUAAUAACAAUAAUAUUUCUGAUCAAGAAUUUCAUCCAUAUUGGAAAGAUAAUAGUAUAAUACGACCAAAAUCAGCAUCUCUACCACCUUCUAUUGAUCAUUAUCGUCCAUUUUUCGAUCAAAAAUCAUCAUCAGAUAAUGUUAAUCAUGGAAUGUUAUCGGAUAUUAUUAGUAUGUUGGAAUGGUACGGUGGAAAGAAAAAUGAUUCAUCUAAUAACAAUGGUAACAACAAUGAUCCUAAUAACAAAAACACGACAACUACAGCCACAGAAUGUGUUAAUACAUCUAUCAAUGCAAAUAAUUGGUUUGUAGAGUGUGAAAAAUGUUAA